Elephantulus edwardii (Cape elephant shrew) is the source of this 613-nucleotide messenger RNA. It is a transcript of the gene NME2, whose product is annotated as NME/NM23 nucleoside diphosphate kinase 2. NCBI's taxonomy places the organism in Eukaryota, Metazoa, Chordata, Mammalia, Macroscelidea, Macroscelididae. Bases 14 to 472 code for a protein of 152 amino acids. Gene Ontology annotation, molecular function: nucleoside diphosphate kinase activity. Gene Ontology annotation, biological process: regulation of apoptotic process; CTP biosynthetic process; UTP biosynthetic process. The transcript is spliced from 4 exons. The record is from RefSeq and is a predicted model, not a curated record.
CGCUCGCAGCACCAUGGCCAACAGUGAGCGCACCUUCAUCGCCAUCAAGCCGGACGGCGUGCAGCGCGGCCUGGUGGGCGAGAUCAUCAAGCGCUUUGAGCAGAAAGGAUUCCGCCUUGUGGCCAUGAAGCUCCUUCAGGCCUCCGAGGAGCAUCUGAAGCAGCACUACAUUGACCUGAAAGACCGCCCAUUCUUCCCGGGGCUGGUGAAGUACAUGAACUCAGGACCAAUUGUGGCCAUGGUCUGGGAGGGGCUGAAUGUGGUGAAGACUGGGCGAGUGAUGCUUGGAGAGACCAACCCAGCAGAUUCUAAACCAGGCACUAUUCGUGGGGACUUCUGUAUUCAAGUUGGCAGGAACAUCAUCCACGGCAGUGAUUCAGUAAAAAGUGCCGAGAAAGAAAUCAGUCUGUGGUUUAAGCCAGAGGAAUUGGUUGACUACAAGCCUUGUGCCCAUGACUGGAUCUAUGAAUAAGAGGUGGACGACAGAAGCAUCCUCCUGGUUUGAGACUGCUCCAUGUGCUCCUGUACACAGGUCUUCAUUCCAAGCUUGGAAAUGGGAGGGCUGAGGAUCCUUUUCUAAAGCACAUCUACCAAUAAAGCCUUUGGAAACUGG